AUGGCCCGGGAGCCCAGGCUUGGCCCUGCUCGGCCAGGCCAGAAGAGGCCACGGAGCACAGCCAUCCUCGGCAGCAGCGGUCACUGUGACCUGGACUACAAGCUGUACGCAGAAGACGUCCCCUACAGGGUAUACGAAAACCAGAGGAUCCCCCCGCUCAUCAACCAUGUGCCCGUCAGGAUCCGGAGGACCCAUGCGGGCAUGGGGGUCAAGGGCAGCUUUGGGCCCCACAAAGCCCCCAAGAACGGCCCGCUGCCCCCAAGGCGGAUACAGCCCCCAACUGGGGAGCUGCACUCCAUCAGGGAGGAGCUGAGCCAGAUCAAGGCCCAGGUGGACAGCCUGCUGGAGAGUCUGGAGCGCAUGGACCCGCAGAGGCACCAGGCUGCAGGGACAAUGGACAGUGAAGAGACCAAGGGUCCAGGCAGUGAGAGCGCCUGGUGCAGAAGCACUGAAAACCAGUGGGAGCCCAGGGGCCAGAGGGCCGGUGCGCAGAUGGACAGUGCCAAGGCAGGCACCAGCACAGAGCAGGCAGUGAAGAGUUACACAUCAGACCAGGAGGGCAGUGAGUAG
Lepus europaeus (European hare) is the source of this 570-nucleotide messenger RNA. Its product is annotated as RNA-binding Raly-like protein. Lineage: Eukaryota; Metazoa; Chordata; Mammalia; Lagomorpha; Leporidae. The coding region runs from base 1 to 570 and encodes 189 amino acids. The record is from RefSeq and is a predicted model, not a curated record. The transcript is spliced from 6 exons.